Molecule: messenger RNA, 1491 nt
Organism: Xylaria bambusicola
Lineage: Eukaryota; Fungi; Ascomycota; Sordariomycetes; Xylariales; Xylariaceae
Product: Dit2 protein
Exons: 4
Coding region: 1-1491 (496 amino acids)
Molecular function (GO): heme binding; iron ion binding; oxidoreductase activity, acting on paired donors, with incorporation or reduction of molecular oxygen
Source: RefSeq, a predicted model, not a curated record
AUGGCCUUUCACUGGUUACUAGCGAGCGUCCUGCUCCUUGUCAUUUGGUGCGUCUAUCAGGUGAUAGCCAAGAUUGUACUGCCGCCAGCACAUUUCCCCAAGAAUAUCCCUACUAUCCCGUUCUAUUAUACCCUUCUGUCUCUGGUUAAAGAGGUCGACCAAGAGCAACUCUAUCGUAAAUAUCUUGAGAAACCAUUGACAGAAUGGGGCGCCGUGAAGAUAUUCUUUGGGGGGCAUUGGAACGUUCUCAUCACCCGCCCAAGCUACAUGGCACAGGUCCUCAAAUAUGAUGAAGAUUUCCCCAAGACAGGAAACCAGGUAAAGAACCCCCACUCUGUUCUAGCCCUCUAUACGGGCGAGAAUAUCAUUAGUGCAGCGGGCGAGAAUUGGAAGCUAUUCGCGGAUGUGAUGAAGCCGGCACUACAAGCCAAUAUUGAUGCUUCAGUCAUUGUGAGGAAUGCACACAAGUUGAUCGAUCAAUUCCUUCAAGAACAACGGCGCAAGAGCAGUGUCGAUGUGUCAGAGAAUAUCCAAGCAUACGCCAUAGCGAACAUAAGCGAGUCUCUACUAGGCUCUAGCUUUGAAGCACUGGGAAAUCCCAACCAUCCUUUACUGAAACUCCAGCGAGAAAUAAAGCCAAAGAUAUUUAACCCAUUUCACCUGAAUUUCCCUGGGUUGGAUCGGUUUCCUAUCCCGAGUCGGGAGGCGGCCAAGAAGCUGGUCAGAAGAUUCCAAGCUGAGCUUGCAUCUCAUGUUAUGGAUGGCCACAAACACCGGUGUCAAUCUGAUAGCACCAACUUAGGAUGCCGACUCCUCUCGGCGUACGAGAACGGACAGCUCUCCGAGUAUCACUACCAGCAAAACAUCCUUAUAACUUUCGUUGCUGGCCAUGAGAACCCGAUGAUUUUGCUACUUACCAACCUCUUCGUUCUCGCUGACAAGCCGGAGCUGCAGCAGCAGGUCAGAAAUGAAGUCAUGAACCUCUCGCCUGCUGACCGGGUCAAUCCCGACGUGCUCGCUACACUUCCUCUUCUGACAUCAAUAAUAUUUGAGACAUUGAGGAUGUAUCCUCCCCUAUCGCAGAUCAUGAAUAAGCGCACAGCCACAGACGUAAUGCUGGGUGAAGACAUCCUCUUACAGGCCGGCACUUACACUGGCUACAAUGGCUACAGCACCAACAGGAACAGAGAAUUCUGGGGUGCAGACGCGCAUGAGUUCCGCCCCGCCCGGUGGGGGAAUACUAUCGAUGACAUGAAUGCGCUCUACAGACGAGCCACUAGCAAAGCCACAUUCAUCACUUUCCAUGGCGGAAAACGCACGUGUCUGGGCCAGAGGUGGGCGAUGGCGGCGCACCGUGUGACCAUGUCUAUCUUCCUGGCCUCGGUAAGGUGGCAACUAGACCCGACGUGGCCACGAAAGAUGACGCCGGCUGGCCCUUUAAUGCCCAAGAGGCUAAGGCUACAAGUGGAAGAAAUAAAGGAUUCGGUAUGA